This is a messenger RNA of Conger conger (European conger), 2590 nucleotides long. RefSeq names its product interleukin-1 receptor-like 2. Bases 147 to 1847 code for a protein of 566 amino acids. The transcript has 10 exons. Lineage: Eukaryota; Metazoa; Chordata; Actinopteri; Anguilliformes; Congridae. Gene Ontology annotation, biological process: signal transduction. Gene Ontology annotation, molecular function: interleukin-1 receptor activity. The record is from RefSeq and is a predicted model, not a curated record.
CACUUCUCCACUCCAAUCCAGUUAUUUGCCUGAAGCAGACACUCCAGGCACAAUGGAAUCUAGCACAAUGAGUUGACACGCUGUGUGAGAAACCAGAAUGACGAGUUUAAGUGACUGAGAGUUUGUUUUUUUUACUCACGAAGGACAUGGCGGGACAGUUUCUCUGCACUUUCCUGGUUGGGCUGUGCUUGGCGUCCAGUGCCCAGGGCAAAGGUGAGCAACGGGCCAUAGCUAGGUACCAUGCAGCUGCUGGGCAGUUCUUCCAGCUGCACCAUGGCAUUGCCCCCCGAAAUCUGGGGGAAAAUGUCACUUUGACCUGGAGUAGAGGUGCUAAGAAACACCUGGAGUGGAGAAGUGAAACAAGUAUCCGAAUCAUCAACGGCUCCCUACUCUUCUUACCGGUCGAGUUCUCUGACAGUGGAUACUACACCUGGAAUAGCAGUGAUGUCAAAGGGGCGUGGCGUGGGGAGGAGGUGUUCCUCUCCGUGGUUCGAGGGGUGUGUCCACACCACAGUGAUGUCAUCCCAGUCCAGAAGGGCACCAGUUGCAAGCUGCACUGUGGCCUGGAACGGAUCUUUGCUUUAGAUAAGAGUAGAGAAAUCAGCUGGCUAAAGGAUUGCAACCCUAUGAAUUACAGUGAGAACAUUUUCAGAAUCAGCAAAGUGAAUGACACGGAUGGAGGAAAUUACACCUGUUUAAUAAAUUUCACCUUUGAGGGGAAGAAAUUCAAUACUUCUCGGACGAUACAGCUGAGGGUUGAGGAUGACCCUGCUUCACUUGACCCCAAGGUGAAUUGGCCUCGUAACAGCACCAUCAAAGUUAAGCCAGGUGUGAAAGCAGAGCUUGACUGCAAAGUGUUUAUGGGCAAGAAUAAGGAUAUAGUGGGUGAGACCAGGGUUUACUGGUUGGUCAACCACUCCCACAUUGAGUUAUGCAAAAACAAAGACCUUCUGAACACAACACAUGAAGAUUCUGCAGACGGUGCUGGCGUGCACAGGCUCCUCAGGCUGGCUAUAGCCCAGGUGCAGCCCGAGUUCUUCCACGUGCCGUUCCAAUGUGUCAUCUCCAACAGCGUGGGCCAGGACACGGGCGUGGUGUGGCUGAUUCCAGCAGAUGACACAGACUACCAUCUCCUCAUAUUCCUCUGUGCAGCUGUUCCUCUGAUUGUUGCCAUGGCGAUUCUUUACCGUUGCUUCAAGGUUGAUGUGGUGUUGGCAUAUCGGAGCUUCUGCCCCCUCAUUUCCAACCAGCGGAAGCUGGAUGGUAAGCUCCAUGAUGCGUAUGUCAGUUGCCUCCACAGUGAGGCACUGUGUUCCUCCCAGCUGGAGAACUUCUGCCUGCAGGUUCUGCCAGAAGUACUGGAGCAUCGCUAUGGUUACAGCCUGUUCAUCCGUGGCCGAGACAACCUGCCGGGAGAAGCUGCUCAAAAUGUAAUUUCCGAAGCCAUCAGGAAGAGUAGGAGGCUGAUCAUCGUGGUUUCGGCCCAGAACAAGUCUGCCCUGGGCCCUGAGGACCAGGCACUGCAGGGCCAGGACACAGACAGGGAUGUGGAAGGAGGCCAGGCUGAUUUUGAGCAACAGAUCGGGCUCUAUGAUGCCCUAGUGGAGAACAGGCUGCGGGUGGUCCUGGUGGAGUUGGGGAGGGGUGUGGAGUACUCCCUCCUCCCAGAGUCCAUUGGCUACCUAAAGCGAAAGCACGGAGCACUGAGGUGGAGGCCUAGCCAUGGAGAUCCCACGGCGCACCCUAACUGCCAAUUCUGGAAGUACUUGAGAUACCACAUGCCACACAGGCCCGAAGCAAGCACCAGCAUUAAACUGGUUCACAGGCGCCAGAGCCAGGGCUUGUGAACAACAACAACAACAACACAAAGACCCAGUGCAUCAGCUCUGCCGCAAAGCUGCAGAUAGUUGUAAUAACUAUAGUUCUGUCUCUCUCCAACUCAUUACUGUGUGGUGUGUGUACCAGUAGUGUUGAGGCUUCUGCCACAAAAUGGCUGCUGUGUUUCACUGUAAAUUUCAUACAUUUCCUUGUAAAUAUGUUAUUAGAUUUGAUGUCCAGCUCCAUUUCACUAUGGAUAGGAAAUCCUUUCUGCCAUCAUUCUAUUCUAGUUAAUAGCUAUCUCACAGUACAAUUAAGAUGUUUCUCUUUGUCCCGCAACUGUUAUACAUAUACCAUACAUAUACCAUAACAAUAUGGUAUAUGCCAAUCUAUUUCAAUAUCUUUUAAGUACAUUGUUUGUAAUGGCUGUUAUUGUAACUCUGUAAGUUUUUUUAAUUGUAUUUUAUUGUUUACUGCUGCUUAGCAAAAGAAUUUCCCCUUCAGGAUAUGUUACGGCCCCCUGCUCUGUGCUGUUCAUUCUGGUGUUACUUCACAGGUGCCUUGUUGGCGGAGUACCAGGUCGUUGGCAGAACUGGGAGCACCUGUGGCCAGAUGUUACAAUGUGCCUGUCUCUUGUCUGAAGGAGGGUACUCUCUCCCCACAUACCUGCUGGUUCUUUUUGGGUUUGCAUCAGAGAACAUUGCUUCAGCAUACUUUUCACACAUAUUUUGUAAAAUGGUUCUUUCAAAUAAAUUUGACCUUGUUUUUUAAA